AUUGAUUUCAGCAAACGGGAUUUCUGAGUCUGACCGGAAAAUGCAUUGCAGCAUUCUCCAAUUAAUCGGAUCAAAAGACUUGCAUUGUGAGAGUCGGGCUAAUAAAGUGUGUUGGACUAUAGUCUCUACAUGUUUGUGAACUCAGUGAGGACAAGCCAGCAAACCGUGGCAACACUUCAGCUCUUCUGUUUCUGAAGAUUUAGAAAUGUCAACUGAUUUCAGUGGAUACUGGAAAAUGAUAUCCAACGAGAACUUUGAAGAGUAUCUAAAAGCACUAGAUGUAAACAUUGCUUUGCGGAAAAUUGCGGUUUUGCUGAAACCAGACAAAGAUAUUGCUCAGACAGGAGAUCACAUGAUCAUUAAAACCAUCAGCAGCUUCCGGAAUUAUCUCAUGGAAUUUGAUAUUGGCAAGGAGUUUCCUGAGGAUUUAACUGGGAUAGAUGACCGCCAAUGUACGACCACAGUGAAUUGGGAUGGAGAUAAACUUGUGUGUGUACAAAUAGGAGAGAAACAGGGUCGAGGAUGGACACAGUGGGUGGAAGGUGAUGAACUGCAUCUGGAACUGCGGGUUGGUGAAGUAAAAAGCAAACAGGUCUUUAAAAAAGUCCAAUGAAGAACCUCAGCACACAAUCGCAAACUAAACAUAAAGGAGAUGUGCCAGCUAAAGACAGAGAAUCUCGGCAGCCUCUAAUGUAAAGCUGUUCAACACAGUUAAAUGUUCACCUUAUCAAAAGAUACCAGAAAUAACACAUUCUAUGAAAAUAAUUUGAAUAUUAUUUGGAUGAAAAUUUAAACUAAUUUGAUCUCUUAGGUACCUUAUUUUUUCCAAAAAUAAUAGUUUACUAAAUUGCAUUUAGUUUAAUAUUGUGUUUGAAUUUGCAGUUUGUGAUAUCUCCUUUUAUCUGUAUGGAGAUCAGUCUAUCUUCCUGCUUUCCAAUCAUGCUUUCUAUGUCUUGUCUUACCUAUCUGUUUUUCUUUCACACUCUCAUUUUCAAAUCGCUUUCUUAUUCAGCCAUUCAGUUUUGUGAAGAUAAAAGAAACCAUUCUUUUUUCUCUCAUCUUGCAUCCCUGUCAUUAGUCAAUGUAAACUGGGAAUUGUUUUUGCUUCUGACCUUCAGAAACAUGGUUUUCACUCCCUUUGCACAGUGUGCUGCACUUUAUCCUUAGACCUGCACUUUCUGCCUACUUUUAUGACUUGAACUUUGCAGCCUAAAUGAAUUUUAAUGAAAUGCAUUGUAUCAGUCACCAUAUCUGACUUGAGUUAGUUAGCACUUGGAUAUUGGUUUGAUCUUUAUUGCUGUUGCUUCUAUUCAAACAAAACAGUUUGCUUAAGCAAGAUAAGCUUUGAUCAGCAUUUCUGUAGGCUCUUCAUAAAGAAUAUUGGGCCAUUUGAGUUAAAGUAAAUUGGAAAAUGUCUUCAUUGUACAAAUAACUCCUCCUCCAAGUGUUCCGUGGCAUAAUGUAUUUUGUGAACUUUAUUGAAUAUGUUAGUAGACAUUUUUAUUCAUUCAUGGGAAUAUGGCUGCCAUUGGCUAGACCAGCUGCUAUUGUCCAUCCUAAUGGCCACUGAGAAGCAGAAAAGUUGCAAUCCAAGUUGGGCAGGUACACUGGCAGAGCUGUUAGCAAGGUAGUUCCAGGGCUUUGAGCCAGAGGCAAUGAAGUAACAAUGAUGUAAUUGCAAGUCAGGCCACUGUGUUCAAGAGGACCUUGCAAUUGGUGGUGUUCCCAUGUGUCUGAUGCCGUUGCCAUUUGAAGUCAGGGUUUGGAAAGUGCAGAUGAGGAAGCUUUCAUGAGUUACUGUACUGCAAAUUGUGCAUGAUAUACAGAUCUGUUACUAUGUAUCAGUCAUGUAGAAAGUGAACAUUUAAGGGGGUAGUGUGCCUAUCAAGUAGGCUGUUGUGUCCUGAAGGCUGAUGUCAAUCUUCUUGAGUGUUGGAGUUUAAGUCUUCAGCACUAUUGCCAGGCCCCAUCGCCUUUACAUAAUCUAUCCAGUGCAAAUAAAUAUUCAUUAGCACAGAGUUUAAACUUAAAUAUUCAGUAGCACAGAGCUUAAAUGUUGUUAAAGAUAGGCAGAAGGCAAAAGCGUUUCAUCUUGCAUUCAUUUGGAUUGAAAUACAAGAAAAAAACAACUUAAGAAGAAUGCAGCAAUUUGUAAAGAGUCAGUUUAUUUCAGCUAUUUCCUUGAUAUGACAGAGAGUGAAGCUUGGGACCUCAGGAGGAGGCUGAGAUGGAUCAUCUGUUCAGCAAUUCUGGAUAAAGAUACUUAAUGCCACUAAUACUCCUAAAUCAAAAUAAAAGCCUUGUGUCUUAACUUGAGAGCAAAAGAUAAAGUCAGGUUCUUCUAUUAUACUCUAGGUUAGAGUGGUGCUAGUAAAGCACAGCAGUUCAGGCAGCAUCUGAGGAGCCGGAAAAUCUCUCCACCCUGC
Messenger RNA from Chiloscyllium plagiosum (whitespotted bambooshark), 2426 nucleotides. It is a transcript of the gene rbp1.1, whose product is annotated as retinol binding protein 1, cellular, tandem duplicate 1. Gene Ontology annotation, molecular function: lipid binding. Lineage: Eukaryota; Metazoa; Chordata; Chondrichthyes; Orectolobiformes; Hemiscylliidae. The record is from RefSeq and is a predicted model, not a curated record.